GAUUUGAUUUCAAAAAGGCCACCUUCUUUCAUUUCAAUAUUUGCGAAUUUCUUUUCGUACGCUUCGGCACUCCCAUCAUUCAGUCAACAAAGAUCAAUACAUUUCUUUCUCCCUUCGAUCAUGGCUUCUGUUACCUUAUCAACAGGUGAAGUCAAUGGCUGGGUCACAGUUUCCACACAGGAUGCUACAUCCAGCCCCAAGCAAAGCUAUGCACCCUCUACCUCCACAUUUACUUCGAAGUCUGCCUCUAUCGGCAAGAAUGAGAUGUCAAAAGAGCGCGUAACCACAUACCUCAACGACCCUACUUCCUCUCAGAUUAUUCAUCGCCACAACUCCACGGAGGAAGGCAUCGAAGCCCAUACCAUCUCAGCACAAUCACAAAUUGACAAAUUCGAUGCUAUCAAAGCAAAUAGCAAGAAUUAAAGGUGAUAGAGUACAAAUCGAAUGAUUAAAGAAGGACGGACAGAAGGGAGCAAGGGCCAGGACAUAACUAGUUCAGUUGCAACAAUUCGA
This is a messenger RNA of Hyaloscypha bicolor E, 513 nucleotides long. RefSeq lists its product as uncharacterized. The record is from RefSeq and is a predicted model, not a curated record. The coding region runs from base 121 to 423 and encodes 100 amino acids. The transcript has 3 exons. NCBI's taxonomy places the organism in Eukaryota, Fungi, Ascomycota, Leotiomycetes, Helotiales, Hyaloscyphaceae.